This is a messenger RNA of Coturnix japonica (Japanese quail), 1942 nucleotides long. It is a transcript of the gene GALE, whose product is annotated as UDP-galactose-4-epimerase. Gene Ontology annotation, molecular function: UDP-glucose 4-epimerase activity. Gene Ontology annotation, cellular component: cytosol. The record is from RefSeq and is a predicted model, not a curated record. Gene Ontology annotation, biological process: beta-D-galactose catabolic process via UDP-galactose, Leloir pathway. NCBI's taxonomy places the organism in Eukaryota, Metazoa, Chordata, Aves, Galliformes, Phasianidae.
CGUGGCACCGGGGGAGGCGCCGCCCGGCCCGGCCUUAAAGGCGGCGGGUGUUGGGGGGGGGCGGCCCGUGGUGGUUGUGGUUGUUGUGCACCGAGCGCGGCGGGACCGGCUGCCCCCGGAACCUGCGGCCAUGGCGGAGCGGAUCCUGGUGACGGGCGGGGCGGGCUACAUCGGCAGCCACUGCGUCCUGCAGCUGCUGCAGGCGGGAUACGAGCCGCUGGUCAUCGACAACCUCCGCAACGCGACCAGAGGUCCCGGCGCUCUCCCCGUCAGCCUGCAGCGCGUGCAGCUCCUCGCACAGACGCCGGUCGCGUUCCUGGAGCUGGACAUGUCGGACGGCGCGGCGCUGCUCGAGCUGUUCCGCACGAACCGCUUCUCGGCCGUGAUGCACUUCGCGGGGCUGAAGGCGGUGGGUGAGUCGGUGCGGCAGCCGCUGGAGUAUUACGGCGUGAACGUGACCGGCACCGUCCGGCUGCUGGAGGCCAUGGAAGCUCACGGCGUCAGGAACAUCGUGUUCAGCAGCUCGGCCACUGUCUAUGGCGACCCGCGGUACCUGCCCCUGGAUGAGAAGCACCCGGUCGGGGGCUGCACCAACCCCUAUGGCAAAUCUAAGUACUUCAUCGAGGAGAUGAUCCAGGACCUCUGCAAAGCAAAGAAGGACUGGAAUGCCAUUCUCCUGCGCUAUUUUAACCCCAUUGGUGCCCAUGAGUCUGGAAUGAUUGGAGAAGACCCCCAGGGCAUACCCAACAACCUCAUGCCCUACGUGGCACAGGUGGCAGUGGGGCGCCAGGAAUUCCUGAGUGUGUUUGGGAACGACUAUGAGACAGUGGAUGGAACGGGUGUUAGGGAUUAUAUCCAUGUUGUGGACUUGGCCAAGGGACACAUCGCUGCUUUGAAGAAGCUCAAAGAGAAUUGUGGCUGCAAGAUCUACAACUUGGGCACUGGCACAGGCUACUCUGUCCUGCAGAUGGUCCGGGCCAUGGAGAAAGCCUCGGGGAGGGAGAUCAAGUACAAGAUCACUGGCCGGCGGGAGGGAGACGUGGCUGCCUGCUAUGCUAACCCAGAGCUUGCUGAGCGGGAGCUGGGCUGGAAAGCUGAGUUUGGCCUGGACAAGAUGUGUGAGGACCUGUGGCGCUGGCAGCUGCAGAAUCCCACAGGAUACAGCAAGAACUGAGCCCAGAACUGAGGGCUCAUUCUAUGGUCCUGAGUUCAGGGCCUGCCCCCCUCCUGCCUCUGCGCUUCCUCAUCCUUACCCCACCGGGUCCUCUGCAUCUCACAGAGCUGAGCCAAGGCCCAGCCUCACUACCCAGGGCAUUAAACCCCCUCACAGAAAGGCCUGGGGCCGGGCACAGCGGGUGCUUGGUGGGGAUGCAUAUUGCAGGUGGGGCUGUAUCCAGUGCUCAGAUAUGUGGUCUUGGGUGCCCAAACUGUGGAAGAAAUUGCCUGUUCCUUACAGCCACAGUCCUUGGCCCCAAAAGGUCUGGGGAAGGAGCUGCGUUCCUCACACCUCCUGCAUGGUCCUACACGUUCCUCUUCCCACCCUGGACCACAGUCUGAGGCCCCCUGAGGACCAGCCCCUGCUGGCUGCCAGGGGCUCCCCUCCUUCCUCCUCCUCCUCUUGCUGGCUUUGGGGACCAAGUCUUGCUUGCUGCUGUGGGGCUGGAGGAGCCCCUGCCUGCCACAGUGAGGAAUCUGGUGUCUGGUUCUGCUUCCAUGGUGCCUGUGCAGCUGCUUCUGUAAUCACAUUCCCAAAGGUUGCUCAGGAGCGGCUCUGCUUGGCUGUCACACACUGAUCCUAUUUAUUACUAGCAGCAAUACUGGCUCCCUUAGGAAAUGAUGACUCAGCUGGCCCAGUUUGCUGUCAGGUAGAUUAAUAACUUAUGUUACUAAAUUAUGAAUAGAGCUUUUGAUUUGUUUCUAAAUAAAUUUUCUUACUUUCUAA